This is a messenger RNA of Capsicum annuum, 2832 nucleotides long. Its product is annotated as pentatricopeptide repeat-containing protein At3g62890. Gene Ontology annotation, molecular function: protein binding; RNA binding. Gene Ontology annotation, biological process: RNA modification. NCBI's taxonomy places the organism in Eukaryota, Viridiplantae, Streptophyta, Magnoliopsida, Solanales, Solanaceae. The transcript has a single exon. Bases 647 to 1996 code for a protein of 449 amino acids. The record is from RefSeq and is a predicted model, not a curated record.
UUCAGAGCAAUUGAAAUAUUUGGGUUGCAUUCCGGGGAGGAAGAUGCUAUAUUUCCAGGAUUAGGAUUCUUGACCUCUCUUUCUUUUUUGGCUGCUUUUUCCACCGAAAUACCAAAGGCUCUCGCCGCUUCAACCUCCCAAAUGAAGCCAGUAGUUGGCGAUCUGGUGGGGGGUGAUUGUUGGUAAUAUUUUUUAGUUGUUAGGGCCAUAGGAAUGUUAUACAGUUAUUCUUAUCCAAACAAUAGUUGUAUAAUAAGUAAUGAGCAAAACAAAAUCCUUGAUGACUAAUCUUUUAGUACCGUCUUCUGGUUUGAAUUCUUUAUUUUGCUGGUCGGUUGAGGAAAAGGCAAAUGAUAUUUAAAGGAAUAGACAAAAUAUGAUUUUUGUGUUGAUGAAAUAUACAACAGGAUUGUCCUUACAUUGAGCUAGAAAGACAACCCAAAUCUUGGAAAGAAUUUUGUCAUCUCCAUAUCAUUGUACCUCUAGAGUUAAUUUUAUAGGGACUAAAAAAUUCAAUCACGAUACCUCUAUAGUUGACAAAUCCUUAAAAUUCAAUCACUAUACCUCCUAGAGUUUACAAAUCCAAUCAUUAUACCUCUAGAGUUAACAAAUUCAAUCACUUCCCGCCUCUUUCCCAUAAAUUCAAAUGAAGGUAUCAACCAAAAAGCUCAUAUCUUCAACGCACCCUUCUCUCAAUCUCUGGCAUCCAACUAUCGAUUCUUUCACAUGGAAUACUCUCAUUAGAGCCGCUCAUCUCCAAACUCAUCCACCCACCUCCCCCACCCAUACCCCGCUCUCCCUUUUCCUCCGAAUGCGCUUCCACGGCGUCCAUCUCGAUUACUACACCUUCCCUUUUCUCCUCCAAUCCAUCCAUUCUCCUCCGCACCUCCAAUUAGGUCGAGCACUUCACUCACAAGUUCUUUUCUUUGGUUUCUCAUCGGACCCAUUUGUACAAACUUCGCUGAUCAGUAUGUACGCUGGAUGUGGCGAUUUGGGUUCUGCACGGAAGGUGUUCGAUGAAAUGCCUCAACCAGAUUUGCCUUCGUGGAAUUCGAUUAUUAACGCGAAUGUGAAAGCAGGUUUGCUUAGCGUUGCGCGUCAACUGUUUGUUAAAAUGCCUAGUAGAAAUGUCGUGUCGUGGAGUAGUAUGUUGGAUGGUUAUGUGAGGUGGGGUAAGUGUGAAGGAGCGUUGGAUUUAUUUGGGAAGAUGCAAGAGGAGAAUAAGGUUGUGCCUAAUGAGUAUACCAUGUCGAUUUUGGUUGCGGCGUGUGAGCAGUUGGGUUCACUUGAACAUGGGAAAUGGGCUCAUGCUUGUGUUUAUAAACUCGGGAUGGAAAUUAAUGUUGUACUUGGGACUUCGUUGAUUGAAAUGUACGCUAAAUGUGGGAGUAUAAACCGGGCAAGAUUGGUUUUCGAAAAUUUGGGUCGAAAGAAAGACUUAAUGGCUUGGAGUGCGAUGAUCUCAGGCCUUGCAAUGCAUGGACAUUGGGAAGAUUGUCUUCGUUUGUUCUCAAAUAUGGUUGAGAGCGGAGUAAGGCCUGAUGGCAUCGCGUUUUUAGGUGUGCUUUCUGCUUGUGUUCAUGGAGGAUUGGUGAGCCAAGGGAAGGCGAUGUUUGAGAGGAUGAGUAAAGAGUUUGAUAUUUCUCCAUCAGUUCAGCAUUAUGGUUGUAUGAUUGACCUUUACGGAAGAGCUGGUUUAAUUGAUGAAGCGUUAAAUCUUUUGAAUACAAUGCCUAUGGAGCCAGAUGUGCUUAUCUGGGGAGCUCUUCUCAGUGGUGCUAGGGUAUGUGGAGAUGUUGAAACAUGUGAGAUUGCACUCAAUAAAAUAAUCGAGCAAGAUCCUACAAAUAGUGCAGCUUACGUUCUCCUCUCCAGUGUCUACGCUAAGAUGGGUCGGUGGAAAGAUGCUAGGCACAUAAGAAACCUAAUGGAGACGAAGAGUGUAAAGAAAGUUCCUGGACGUAGUUCCAUAGAGGUCAACGUUAAUAUCCAGUAGAACUAGUUUACAUUGAAAAAUUAUGCAACAACAACAUACCAGUGAAAUCCCACUAGUGAGGUUUGGGGAGGAUAGAGUAUUCGCAGGCCUUACCACUACCUAGUGGAGGUAGAGAAUCUGUUUAGAAAGACCCUCAGCUCAAGUGCAGCAAAUACAAGUACAGAAACAGAAAACAAAGAGGGGCAUUCUGAGAAUUGAACUCGGGACCUCUCGCACCCUAAGCGAGAUUCAUACCACUUGACCAAAUGCCCUUCGUUCAUUGAGAUAUCACACAGACACUAGUAGAUCACGUGAUGCUCAAGGGUGAAUCAUGUUAUGCAGACAAUGGUAACUGCAGAAUUUGAAUGAGUAAUGAAAGAAUUUAGCAGUUUUCACUUCAUUCCGAGGAUAUGGCAACUGAAUUCUCCGUGCUGACCCUAUAACAUGGUACUGAUAUGCAGAGUCAAAAUGUCAGGCAUGCACCUUGCAGGUGGUGGUAAUGUUGCAGUAUAAAUUGCCUCAAGGACUACUUGUGGAGUUGUGGUUGACAUUGUUGGUUUCAGUACUUUGAUAUAUAUAUAUGUAUAUAUAUUUAUUUUUUUUAAUUUUUUUUUUCUACUAUAUAGAAGAGGGAGAGUGGGACGAUCAAGGGUAUAUUUGUAAUUUCAAAAAAAAGUUUCACCUUGCUUACUUGAGUUGUGGUCGAGAUUGUUGGUUUCGGUACUUUGAUAUAAGUAUAUAUAUAUAUAUAUAUAUAUAUAUAUUAUACUUAUAUUAUAUGUAAGGGAGAAUCAUAAUUCAUCAGAACUUUUCAGGCAUUUCAUUUUUUUUAAAGCAAAGUUGUUACACAUGUCAAA